GGCACCUUGUCCGUUUCUACACUGCUCUCGCGGGCGAGCUCCUCUAGAGUGUGCGUGUAUGUGUUCGAGCUAGUGUGUGUGUGUGUCUGUGCUCCUCUGCUGUUGCUGCCCUUUGAUCCCUGCAUUAGUGUUAGUUAGGGGCUCGGAGACACACACUUACACAGAGAGCAGCCAUAGUCAAGACACGGCAACAACAACAGCACAGAACCCUCCUCCUGUGUUCCUGUACCCAACAAUACACUUUAAACCGCCGAGGAGAAGCCAGGUGCACAGUCCCUGCCACCACACUCGCCUACAAUCUCAAUGGGAAAAAACCUUUUUUCUUCUUACGCCUAAAACAAGGAGAAGAAUGUGAUAAAAAGGGGGAAAAUGCCAAGGAGGAAGCAGGAGCAACCCAAGCGCCUGCCUUCACAUGUGGACGGCGUCGAGGAUGGCGGGCCCGACAGGGGCUGUGGUGCUGUGCAGGACGACGGUGUUGGCGGUAGCGGCUGGUACGCCUCCGACACGCGCUCCGAGUCGUCGUCGUUGUACGGCGGCGCCUUCCCUCACGACCACGAGCUGUACCUCCGUGGGGGCUCCUCUCACACCCCCUCCCCUGCUCGACCGGCCGAACACCCAGACACCUCUGCCGAGAGCUCCCUGGGGGGCUGCCCCACCCCCGUUCACGGUCACCGCCACCGGGCCUCCCUGGAGCUCCUGGGCCUGGGGGUGGACGAAGGGGUGUUCUCGGCCCAGGACACCCUCUCCUCCGUGGUGUCGUCCCUGUAUGGCGAGGCAGCCUCCCAGGCCCUGGGGAAACCUCUGAGUAGUAACCUACGCCGACUCUUGGAGGCAGGGAGCCUCAAACUGGAUGGAGAGCUUCUGGGGAGAGUGAGGGGAGGCGGUGCUGGAGGAGGGCGGGAGUCCCCCACCAUCGGCCUGGCCCGGGCGCUGACCCUCUCGCCCUCCUCCCAUCACGCUCAGCAGCUAAGUGCCCUCGCCCGGAAACUGGCGGCCAAUAACGGCAACAGCGGUGGUGGCUCGGCCUCGGCGUCGCCGGCCUCCUUAGCUGCGUCCUCCAUCAAGCAGGAGCCCUGUGACCCAUAUGCCCCGACAGCUGCCCCGAGCAACGGCGCUGGGUUUGUGUGGGUGGGAGUGGCCGGUGACGGUACGUGGCCCCCGGCAGGUUGCUCCGCCCCCGGAGGGGGCGGCUCCAGCCUUUCGCCGGACUCGGCCAUCCAGAAGCUGAAAGCGGCCGCCAAUGCGGUUUUACAGGACAAGAACGCUGCUGUGGUGGCCUCUUCCAACUCGUCCUCAUCCUCCUCCAGCGCCUCGUCCAUAGUACCCCCCUUGGGGGGAGGAGGAGGAGGGAGCCGUGGAGGAACAGAGGACUCGGUGCGCUUCGAUGCCUUCACCUCCCCCUUCAGCCCGCAGUCUGCUAGCUCCACCCUGGCCGCCCUCUCAAAGAAGGUGAGCGAGCGUUCCCAGACCUCGUCCUCGUCGGACCACCAACACCAACCCUCCCCCGGCUCCUCCUUUCUCUCUCUCGUCUCCAUGACCUCCUCGGCAGCGCUCCUCAAAGAGGUGGCUGCCCGCGCGGCAGGGAACCUCCUGGCUGAUAAAAAGGAGGCCUCGCUAGGGGGAGGAGCAGGAGUGGCCCACCAGGAGGACAUCAAGCCCCUGCUGGACAGGAACCAGAAGGCGGGCACACCCACGGGGUCCCACGGUACCAUGGAGAUGUUGCUGCCAUCCACCCCCAAGGGAAGAGUCAAACCCAGCAGCCAAGCAGGUUCCCCGGGGGAGGACGGAGGCAAGCCCUUCCAGUGUCCAGUCUGUGGCCUGGUCAUCAAGAGGAAGAGUUACUGGAAGAGGCACAUGGUGAUCCAUACAGGCCUGAAGAGCCACCAGUGCCCCCUGUGCCCCUUCCGCUGCGCUCGAAAAGACAAUCUCAAAUCACACAUGAAGGUCCAUCAGCAUCAGGACCGGGGUGAGACGUUCCAGUGUGAACUUUGCCCUUUCACCUCCUCGCGCCACUUCAGCCUCAAGCUCCACAUGCGCUGCCACCAGCACUUUCCCCGCUCCGAGUCCACCGCCGACGGCGUCAAGGUCAAGGAGGAGGCCACCACGGACACUGAGGGGGAGGGGUCCCUCAUGGGCGACUACAACCCACGCGUGUCCCCUCUCCAGUCGGACGGAGCGGCCCAGGGCUCCCCGGGGGCCUCCAACCACCACGUCCACAUUAAAGAGGAGCCCCUGGAGCGCGAGUUGUCGGUGCUGUCGCCCUUCGCCUUCUGCAAGGACCGGGAGCGGCCAGGAAGCAGCGCCAACUCCCUGGACCUCUCAAUGGGUGGGGUGGGGGUGCGGUCCAGUCCUGGCGGCGGCCCGACAGCGGCGUCCCUCUUCAGCCCGGACAUCACCACCAAGACCGCCACCGACCUGCUCAUGAAGCUCUCAGCGGCCAACCAGAAGGAGGCCCUAAGGGCGCCGCUGCCCUUCCAUCUAAAGCAGGAGCCCCAGGCCGAUGAGGAAGAGCCGGAGGAGGAGUUGCAGCGGAGCCCCCAGAGCCAGCCCGGCUACGCCACCUUCUGCCCGGAGCUGGGCCCGGCGCCGGGGGCCGCCGGCCCGGCAGGGGGAGCGGAAAGCGGGUGCCACAGGGGGCUGAUGAAGGGGCGCGAGGGGAGCCCCCCGGGGAACCCCGGCAUUCUCCUCAGCCAGGACAUCAACGUCAAGGUGGCGUCGGAGCUGCUCAUGAAGCUGUCAGAGAGCAACAAGGAUGCCGCCCACUACCAGAAGGUGACAGUGAAGGCAGAGCCUAUGGAGGUGGACACACCCAGCGACCCGGUCGUGGCCCCCUCACACCUACUGGCCUUCAGCACUUUAGGGACGUCUGAGAAGAGCGAGCCAAUGGGCAGUCUCCCUGAUGUGUUAUCCCGCCCACAGAAGCAAGACCUCUUCUCCCAGGACAUAUCGGUCAAAAUGGCUUCCGAACUCCUCUUCCAACUAUCAGAAAAGGUCAGCAAAGCCAACGAUCAGAGAGACAGCAACAUGGUGGGCGUCAGCAGUCCGUUCCUGGAGGAGCGCUUCAGACAAUCACCCUUCAGUCCACGCUCCAAGUCCUCCUCCCCCGCAGAGGCCACCUCCUCCUCCAGAGCCCUCCACGAGAUUCCCACACUCCAGGAAGCUGCAGAGACAAACCUCAGUCGACGCUGUCUUACCCAGAGAGGGACGGUGUGGAGCCGGGGGGGGACGGGCUGGAGCCGGGGGGGGGACGGGCUGGCCCAGUGGGGCAGUGAGCAGCUGUAUCCCUGCUCUGUCUGUGGUAAAGUGUUUGGCCGGCAGCAGACCCUGUCCAGACACCUGUCUCUACAUACAGAGGGGAGGGGCUAUAAGUGUCACCUGUGUCCCUAUGCAGCCAAGUGUAGAGCCAACCUCAACCAGCACCUGACCAUCCACUCUGUCAAGCUGGUCAGCACCGACGCGGAGCAGAUCGUCAGAGCCGUCACGGCCGCCGAGGGGCCAGAGAGGAAGAGCUGCCCCUAUUAUUACAGCUGCCAUGUGUGUGGAUUCCAGACGGAGCUGAAUGCCCAGUUCGUCAGCCACAUGUCCCUGCACGUUGACAAGGAACAGUGGAUGUACUCGCUGUGCUGUGCCGUCUGUGAAUACGUGUGUGUGGAGGAGAGCAACAUGAAGACCCACGUCAGUCAAGGACACGCAGGUCUCAACUCGCGGAGCCCCCUCAGUGAGACCAAGAGCACCUCUUCUUCCCUGUCGGCGCUUAGCGAUUCGCUGAACAGCUCAGAGAGUGGAGACCUCACCCACAGCAACGAGGAGCUCAAGAACCUUCUGGCCCCGCCCUCCUCUGCAGGCAGCCAAUCCAGCUCCGGCAGUCACUCUGGAUCUGGAACUGAGGAGAAGUCUGAGAAAGGCUUCGAGUGCGUUUUCUGCAACUUCGUGUGCAAGACGCGGACCAUGUACGAGCGCCACCUCCAGAUCCACCUGAUCACGCGCAUGUUCGAGUGCGACGUCUGCCACAAGUUCCUCAAGACGCCCGAGCAGCUGCUGGAGCACAAGAAGUGUCACGCCGUCCCCACCGGAGGGCUCAAGUGCCCCUUCUGCGUCUAUUCCACCAAUCGGCCGGCGGCCAUGGAGUGCCACCUGAAGACCCACUACAAGAUGGAGUACAAGUGCCGCAUCUGCCAGUCAGUGUGGUGCGACCAGCCGGAGCUGGAGAGGCACGCGCGGCAGCACCGCCUGGGCAACCACUACAGGUGCGGGCAGUGUGGCUACCUGUCCAAGACGGCCAACAAGCUGAUCGAGCACGUGCGCGUGCACACGGGCGAGCGUCCCUUCCACUGCGACCGCUGCGGCUACAGCUGCAAGCGCAAGGACAACCUGAACCUGCACAAGAAGCUGAAGCACGCGCCGCGCCAGACCUUCCGCUGCGCCCGGUGCCCCUUCACCACCUCGCACCCCUUCGUCUUCAGCCGCCACCUCAAGAAGCACCAGGGGGGCGGCGGUGGUGGCGGCGGCGUGGGGGAGAAGGAGGAGGAGGAGGAGUUCCGGGCCCAGCUCGGGGGUUCUGCGACGGGGUCGCCGCGGGGCGGGGAGCCCUUCCUCCCGGCGGGGGGUGGGAGCAGUGGGGGCAGCAGUCCCCUGAUGAGCCUCUCCGCCUCCCAGGCCCUGCAGUCCGUCGCCCUGUCGCUCAUCGCGGGGAAGCACCGCCUCCAGCCGGAAGUCCCGCCCCCGGCCCAGAGUUACCCGUCAGCGACCAUGGCCAACGGCGGCCCCUCCUCCUCCCUCUUCUUUCCCUCCCCCCGACACGCCUACGAGCAGUACAGGAACGGCGAACGGGCGCACCUGAUCCCCCUCACCACGCUGUUCACCCACCGCCACCGCGACACAUUCCACCCGCCCCUCUCCAGACUCCGCAGGCCCUCCCCCUCCUCUUCUCCUCACUCGCCCGCCUCCCUCAAACACUCCUUCUUGGCUUACCUUGGACUGGGACAGACUGAGGGGGCUAAUACAGUGUGACUGUUCCUCCUCCCUUCACUGGACAGUGGUGUGAAAUAUCCCCAGUCCACUGCUGUCCAAUCAGGCCAGCUGAAAAAGGCGGGCAGAGACAGACAAGUAGUUAUUGUAGACGGAGAAAAAAAUAAUAAUAACAAUUUAUCAGAGAAAAGGCUGUAUGUGCUAAAAAAAAUUCAUUUAUAUCAAAAGCUGCUUUUCCUAUCUGUUAUAUUGAUUGAAAUAUUACUCUACUUUUUUUCAUUUUGUUAGUUUUUUUAACUUUUUGAAUGACAUGGACCCAACUGUAUUACCUGAAAAACGUAUCCGUAAUUUCGUUUCUUUGUUCGAAAAUAUGAAAAAUAAGAAACAGAACUUGCAAGUGCUAUGCCAUUUUUAGUGCAUUUGUCUAUCUCGCUACUACGCAUCAGAAUAGCAUGACCGCCUCUGUGUCUCCGGUGGCUUCGACGUUUGUCAUUUAAUAGGGUAUGACGAGCCAAUCCCCAGGUCGUUACAUUGUGAUACGCCGCAGACAAGAACCAAUGAAACGGGAGUGCUUUUUUUUUUCUCAGAAGUCUCGUUUCCAAAGCAACGCCUCAAACCACGCACUUAAUUAUUUAACAGACGCGUACUGUACAUAGUUUUGUAGCCUUCGAUCUCCCCCCCCACGACCAUGCUUUGGCUUCUUUUCAGUUUUGUUUUCUACAACGGCGGAACCAUAAAAAAAAACGCAGACGGGCUCACCUUUGUCUCAGGAUGCGGUUGCCUUAGCAACCCACGCACACAGGCGACAAGGUGUGCGUCGUCCGGCGUUGCGCGGCGGCAUGAGCGUCAUCCCCGGGGCUCGAGGCCCUUUCGCCAAUUCCAACCUGACCUUUGAGUCCGCGCGACCAACAGCGCUACGCCGCGGUCUCCGCUUCCCCCGACGACGUAGUCCUUGUCUAGCCGUAGCCUGGUCGCAGACAGGUCUGUGCUGCGGUGCCAAUAACCGUAGGAGUUGGCCGGGUAGCACAAACGGAUGUGAGACCAGGCUAGUGUAACCCCCACCAGCCGGAUAUUAACCCAUGAGACCAGGGUCCUAUUUAUUAGGCACCACGCGGUAGAGGAAAGGACUAACACGACUCCGGUGAAGUUUGGUCCAGCAUUGAUUUUCAAAGCUACGCGUCGAUCCGCGCACCUCUGUUGGAUAAGACGCACCAGUCCGGUGUUGUGUAGGUGACCGGUAAACGGGUCGUUAAAAAAAAAAAAAAAAAAGAGAAAACCAUUAGGGGCCUGGUUACCACAGGCCGACCCAAUGGUGCUUUUUGGAGCUCUUUUGUAAUUUUGUGUAAAAGGUAUUAAAAAAGAAAAUGGUAAAAAAAAAAAAAAAA
Molecule: messenger RNA, 6353 nt
Organism: Esox lucius (northern pike)
Lineage: Eukaryota; Metazoa; Chordata; Actinopteri; Esociformes; Esocidae
Gene: znf827
Product: zinc finger protein 827
Exons: 15
Coding region: 370-5010 (1546 amino acids)
Biological process (GO): regulation of gene expression
Cellular component (GO): nucleus
Source: RefSeq, a predicted model, not a curated record